GGGAGGCGCUGGAGGUUGUCUUCUUCCUGUGCCGAUUCCAAACCUGGGAUAUAGUCCGCUGCCCGUGUGAGUUGCCGCUCCCGUGGCUAAUGUCACAUACAAUCCCGUCUCUCUGGGCAGUUGAUUGGAGCAAUGGGCGAAAAGCCAGAGCGCCUUUGGCAUCCUCCAAGUGUCAAUGACAAGAAACUUGGGAAGUCUCGAUGAGCGUUCCAACUUCUGAGAAACUCGUCAUCCGCUCGGGAUUGGGACUGGGUCGAAAAGGCACAUCUGAUCCGUCGUUGUCUUCAACUGUGAUUCUUCGACUCGUUUCCGCCGCUAACCCCUUGCUUACUACCACAUUGCCAUUCUCCCUUCCGGAAACUAUUCCUGAUACCGGCCAGCAUGUCGGGCACCCAAUUACACAAAGGAUGGUUCAAGCCGGGGGGGGGGAUCGCCCUUCAACCACAGUUCUGGGACCUGUGCACGGAUCGCGGGAGCCCACGCCUGCAGCCUCGCUAACCCAGUUCCGGUUGGCGUACUGCCCGGGUCACCUCAGCUUGUCGCGAUGCUGGUUGCUGGCUGCUGACCUUGCUGCCCUACCCUGCUGUGGUACCGUGCCCGGUGCCUCCAUACCCGACGGUAUGGAUCGUGAUGCAUUCUGCAACUUGCUUGGGGUUACGAACCCAUCUGUUGGGUUCAAGCCCUGAGCCCGAAUAGAGUAACGGCAUCCAGGACGUCAGCUUCACUUGACAAGCUUGUUUCGGGAGGUCCUUGUUAGAUGAUGUAGAUGAAACUGCAUUACCAGGGGCUAUGCGCCAGGUGAAUCGUGAGCGUUGCUGUCAGC
Colletotrichum phormii is the source of this 823-nucleotide messenger RNA. RefSeq lists its product as uncharacterized. NCBI's taxonomy places the organism in Eukaryota, Fungi, Ascomycota, Sordariomycetes, Glomerellales, Glomerellaceae. The transcript has a single exon. The coding region runs from base 201 to 686 and encodes 161 amino acids. The record is from RefSeq and is a predicted model, not a curated record.